UGGAGUCCUCUCUCCUUAUUAUACCCACUAUUUCCUAGUGGAGUCUCUUAAGUCUAGUAGAACAUUAACCUCUUUUGGGUUUUUUUUUGUUUCGUUCUUCCAGAUUUAUACAUCAACUCAUAUUUAGUUCUCUAGGGUUUUUGUUUUGUUUUUGAAAAGUGUGUUAAUCAAGCAACAUCUUUUCUCAAUCUUUUUCUUGUUUUGAAUCUGAGUGUUAUAAAAUGGUUGAACUCUUGUUUCUUCUAUCUUUUUUGGUGGAGCUACAAAGUAACUGCUUUCAUAUGAAUCUUGAGAGCAUAAAAAUCAAAGAAGGGGUGAGUUAUAUUUCAUUGCUUUUUAAGAGACCAGUUUCAUGGUUGUCUUUUCUUGCCCCACUACUUCUUCACAUCGUAGGACUUCGCUUCUCGCAAAUCCUAGCUACCUCAGCUGCUUUGUUCUUGUCAUCUUUCUUCUUCCCUCUCACAAUCCAAAAACCAAACUCCAAGGUUCAAGAUCUUAGUCAACACGAUCAGCACUCUCUAGGAGAGAGUGAAGUAUCUACGACGACCACUGAUGAUACUGUCAAAAAUAAUGACGAAGAAGACGGAACAAUCCCUGAUGAGGAAAGCCUCAUAGAGCUCUCCUUACCUAGUGGUCACUACGUUGGCCACCACUACAGUACUAUGAUUGGACAACAAGAUCAAAAGGUCAUGUACAACAACAUCCCAGAUUUCAGGCUUAUCCAACUAUCAGCCGAGUAUGAAGACGAUAAUCUGAUCGAAAUCGACAUUUCCAUCGGAUCCAUCAAGUGUUCAAGGUUCCAGAUCAAAGCCUGAUACAUCUUUCAUAUAUUUUCUAUCACUAUAUAAAGCUAUUAAAAUAUCGGAUGUAU
Camelina sativa (false flax) is the source of this 871-nucleotide messenger RNA. RefSeq lists its product as uncharacterized. NCBI's taxonomy places the organism in Eukaryota, Viridiplantae, Streptophyta, Magnoliopsida, Brassicales, Brassicaceae. The record is from RefSeq and is a predicted model, not a curated record.